AGCAGCAGUCGCCGCCUCGGCUGAAGCGGAACGCCGCCUCGCUACCUCCCCCCGCCCCUCAACUAAAUUACUUAAACAUUUAUACCGUAACAUUGUUUAGAUUUACACUGCGUCGUUGUUGUGGUCGUCGUUGCUUCGAACGCCCUUGGUGAUGAGGCGAGAAGUCAUGCCCAGCUUCCACGUCGGCACGCGAUGCCUUGUAAUGGCGCUCAUGUCGAAGCCGUGGAAACCCAGGCUCAAUCUGCUGGAGCUGCCGGAGGAUGUGCUCAUGUGUAUCUUCAGCUACCUGCCCGUCACUGACCUGCUUGCUUUCCAGGCCGCCCACCCACAGCUGCGGCACCUGGUGGAGAGCCAUCCCAGCGUGUGGGCCAAUCUCUCCUUCCAAGGGGUGUGGCCGUGUCCAGACACCAUUCAGCUUUUCCAGCGGGCGUCCAACUGUGGAAACUUUGAGGCAUCCGUGAAACUUGCCCUGGCCUACCUCUACAAUGAAGGCAUAGCGGUGGCCGAGGAGAGCCGGCCAGAGCGCAACGGGCGCAAGGCAGCGCACUACUUCAGCCGCGCCGAGCACCUGAGCUGCGGCAACGUCGGCAUGGCGGUGCCCUUCGUGUGGAUCUUCAUCCGCCCGCCGUGGUCCAUGAGCGGGGCGUGCUGCAAAGCCGUUGUCUUCGAGAGCCUCAAGACGGAGUGCGAGCUGGCAAAGACCGGUGGUGCUCGUCUGCUGUACUGCCUAGGAAAGGUUCUGGGAUUUUUUGAUGAUGAAGAGAAGAGAAGCGAGGCGUUGCGGCUGUUUGAUGCGUCCGCACAGCAAGGCUCUGUGCUCAGCGCCUAUCUCACGUGGAAGUCGAGGCAUCGUUCAGUGGCCUCGGACCCAGGCCGACUGCUGCAGAAUCUCCGAAGGCUCAGGGAGUUUUCGGACCGUGGCUGCUGGGAGGCACAGGUCUCGUUGGCGGUGGCCCUGGCACAGGCGUGCACGGGCGGCUGGCUCAUGGACCCCGAGGUGCCUGCGGCGCACCACUCGGUGCUGCGCUUCUUCCAAUCGUCGUCGCCGACGCGGACCCACCGCCUCUACCGGGUGCAGAAAGGCAUGAACGAGAACAUGAGGUACCUGCUAAUCGACUGGCUGGCGGAGGUGGUGACCACCAAGGAGCUGUCAAGUGCGUGCUUGCACACGACGGUGCAGUGCCUCGAUCGAUACCUGCUGCAGCGGCCGGUCGAGCGCUCGAAACUGCAGCUGCUGGGCAUCGCGUGCAUGGUCAUCUGUUCACGGUUCUUGUCUCAGGAUAUCCUCACGAUACGCGAAGGCGUGUGGCUGACGGACAACACGUACAAAUACGAGGACAUGGUGCGCAUGAUGGGUGAGAUCAUCGCCGUGCUACGGGGACGCAUCGUGGCCCCCAUGGUGCUGGAGUACGUGCGUGUGCUGCUGGCGCUGGAACCGCUGGACGCGCGCGCGAGCUGCACGCUGAGCUACGUGUGCGAGCUGUCGCUGCUCUUCACCUCGGUGACGGCAUACUCGCCCGCGCACCUCGCCGCCAGCGCCUUCCUGCUCACGCGCAUCCUGCACCGGCACGCCGUUCUCUGGAGCAAGAAACUCGUUGACUUCACGGGGUUUUUGCUGGAAGACCUCAUCCCUUGCACACUGCUGCUGCACAAACAGUGCUUCCUGGACGAGGUUCCCAAGGACCACAGGGAGGUGUCGCUCGUCGCUGUGAGGCAGAGGUUCUCCGACGAUCGUUUCCAGCGAGUGAGCGAGGACAAGGUGCUGGACUACUCGGAGCUGUGCGCCGUGCUCGGCGUGAGGGCGGAGCCGCUCUGCCUGCUCCUGCCGAGCGUCUCCGCGCGGACUACCGAGUCCCUGCCCUUCCUCACCUCUCCCCCCCAGCGCAAACCCAAGAGGCGCCGAGAGGACUCUGAGCGCGAGAGCCUGGCCGCGACGCCCAUCAUGGAGCUGUCGUACCACGCCGAGGAGGAGGAGGGCGGUGGCGCCGAGUGGCCCGACGCGGGAGUCGAGUACAACGUGAACGUGGGACUCGACGACGACGACGCCCUGUCCACGCUGUGCGAUGACGCCGACCAGUGCUUCUUGGACGGGUCGAUCAGUUCGGAGACGACGGAUGUGCUGUCCAACGCCUUCUUGCUGCCCAGCGACUGCAGUAACAUGGACGUAGACGACGACGAUGAUGACGACGACGACGAGGAGGAGGAGACAGAGAACGUCUGCGAAUCCCGUCAUCUCUCGGAGGCUUGCAGCUUCCCGUUUGACGACACGGCGGCACGCCCAGAGUGGGGAGCUUCCCGCCACUCUGAAUGCUCCGCGUCCGGUGCGAGCACGCCCCCGUGGCUGCCGCCGCCGCCGCUACCGCAGUGGCCAUCGAUGGCCGCCACGACCGCCCUCGGCCGCCCCCCCCCGUGCCCCUCGGACUCGAUCUCCGAUCCGUCGGGACGGAGCCACGUCGCGGCGGUUGUCCCGGCGAACCCCGACGGCCCCUUCGCCUUCAGGACCAUUUUGUGCAACGGCGGCCAAGGGGGCGGUGGGGAAGCGAGGCGCGGUGGCGAGCACAGGCAGCGGGCAAAGAGGAAGAACACGACAAGCCACCUCGGGGUGGAGAACGCUGACGUUGCUUCCUAGCACGCGGAGGCGGGAGCGCCAUGCUGGCGACGCGUAAACCAAAAUUGUGUUGAUGGUGUGUGUGUGCGUGCGUGUGCGCGUUUUCGAUUAAAUGAAAGUGCGUUCAAAAUAGUACAAGAGGCUGGCAGGAAACUUCACCUGGAUUCGGAGAGUGUGACCUGUUUACAAAUAUUUUUUUCUUUCUCAAAACCACCAGCGCGCACGUGUUUGGAAAUCGUAGCUUUAUUUUUUGUAUGUAUGUGCUCUGCGAGUCCAGUUGCAUUUCAUGUCAUGCUGUUGGAUAACUACAUCUCAAUAGGAUCUGUUACGGCGCCAAUGGUGUGCAAGCUAAUGAGACCGCUGGUAGAAUAUCCAGUAGAUCGGCACCUCUAACCACUAAGUAAAUUGACAGACUGCUUGCCUGCUCAGACCUGAAGAUUUUUUUUUGCAACCGAUGAAAAAAACAAUUUCAGAACCAUUUUCCUUACACAAUUACCGAUCUUCAUUUUUCUCAUUGGAAUUGAACGAUUGGCACGUUUUUGCAAAGCCAUUACGUUUUAUUCCUCGACAAAAAACAUGAACAGAUCUGCACUGUGCCAAUACUCAGGACAAACUUGUAUGGGUGCAAGCGGUGGAGAGGGAUAUGGAGUCUUGCGUUUUGGGAUGAUAACACAAUCUCAAUGAUCGUGUCUCCGGCUCCAGUUCUCGAACGUAGGGAUCUGCCGAAGUUUACGAUUAAACCUACUUGACGAAAGGGAUGUGAUGCUGUAACGCUUCAAAUGGUUCAAUGCGCUUGAAAAUGUGAGCAAAAUAUGUAAUGUGAACUAUUAAACGUAUUAAAGACUGCCCCUCCCCGAGAACAUUGGGGAUUUGAGCCAUUGCUACUAAUUGAAAUAAAUAUAUAGAGUGUACAGAAGUAAGAACUUAAUCUGCAGAGCAAUGCUGGUACCUCCUCCUGCACAUGUUCCUGUCUUACAGAUGAGCAAGGUUGAAUUAAUGGAGGUGCCUUUGCUGAGGUAGAGCCUAACUAACGUGUGUUGACCCUGUUGAAAGGGUAAGCUGAGAGCCUUCAACUAAGUGCCUUGAAAUGAUAAAUCGUUUCCGUGUUUAACGGUCGAGUGGACGAAGUUGAAUAAUGUUGCGCUGCUCGGUAGGUCCGAGUGGCCACAAUGGAAGUGCUACCUAGUGCCAUUUGCAUGGGGUUGAGUGAGUGACAUUGCUGAAACCUUCUUGCCACUCUUGAAGUUGCUUGGAGCUCUCUCAUGUAAAGCAUUGCAUGUGUGCAAUGGGAAUUAUGAUGGUGUCUGCAUCGGUGCAAGAUGUCCAUUUUCCAAAAUGGUGUGUGUGUAUAUAUAUAUAUGGCCUCAACGUGCACGGAGCCUGGCACAAGCGUCGUGGUGACGCCACCGCCACUUUGUGGCGAAUGGCGGCCGCUGUAUAUACGGGCUUUUGUUUUCGGUUUGGAAAAUAGUGUCAUCUGGAGAAGUUGUCGUUUUCCUAAUUUGCAAGUAACUUUUUUUGUUAAGCUCUAAAUAUUCUCCCGAUUGCAUUUCGAGCUGGGUGAAUGUUUAGCAAGAUUUUUUUUUCCUCGCACAAAAUCAAUGCGUCCAAUGUGUAAUGUUACAAUGUUGCGUUCACCAAACCUGUGAAAGCAUUAAAUGGAGUGGUCAUAAGUCUCAAGGGUGUUGCUGCUUGCGCUGGCAACGAUGCCCUUGUUUUGGUAUUUAUGUUUUAGUAUUUUUUUUUUACAUGUCGAGUUUCUCAAGAAAUGUUAUUGUCUCCAGGCAUUUAACAUAUGCAUCGAUGUUCAAAGUCAAUUUCCUUGUGUCGUCCACAAAAUAAAAAAGCACUGUUUGGUUUCUGUUUACUACUCGUGCUGUGAACAGCUGCUUCGGCUCAAGCACGAUGGCCUCAGCAGUCACCGCAAUCAGUCUGCCUGACGAGUAGACGUACACCGAGGAACCACGUGUGGGUCGGUCCGUGAACCCGGUGAUUGGAAGUGCAAGUUUUUAUAUACGAUAUUAGAUGGGUGUAUGUUAUGAACUCUUGUUUUGAGCAUCCUCGUAUCGUGGUGACUCAUUAAGUAUUAACCCACACGCUGUCGUACUGGCAGGAAGUGCGCUGCUGUUUCUCAAUGACUCAAUCGUGUCGUCACAUCGCAGGGUGAAAAUGUGCUUUGUCCGCAUUGCUAUAUCAGCAUUCGCUUCAAGAUCACUUGCAAGUCCUAGAAUGAGUUGUCCCCUUUUCGGCCUUGACUUUUGAACACCCCUUGUGAGUAAAAUUUGGGGAAUCCUGACGGAGCCUUUCAUGGUUGUGCUGCUGCACUGGCAAAUGUAUUGCGGUUUGAACUUUUUUGUCGUGAAUCUUGUCUGGCAGCUACACGCGGGUUAGUUGACAGCUGUGAAUGAACUUGGUUGUGAUGGGCCGUGCCUGCUGAGCAAUUGUUUGGGGGUCGUCUCCCACCUCAUUAGCCGUUGAUGCGGCUGCCAAAGGAAACUACCUCUUUGUGUGGGGGUCUUCUGCGCAGAGGAACCUGUUUCAAGAGUGAAACUUUGUGAGGCGAUACUUUUUUGACAGUCGUGCACAAGCCCAACAACAUGCCACCGGUUUGAUGAAAAACAUUCAAUUGUCACAUCUGGCUAUGCGAACACUUUAUUGUUUGGCAUACCUAGAUGAUCUUACCCAAAAUAAACCAGUUAUGAAUCUUUAUAAUUGGCCGUGAACACCUACGUGCGAUAUCAACAAACACGUAAAAAAAUCGACAUGUUUGUCCAUAACGUCGUUGCCUUAAAAGUAAAACUAUUGAGUCGUUUCUGUUGUGGGCAAUGGGCCAUCUCCGUCGCACACGGAGGGGCCAGAGUCAUAGUCGGGUCAUGGUUGGAGUCUGCACUCUACACCAUGAGGUCUGAACCUGAAUUUAACAUCAACAAUUUUUCCUGAUGAACAGUUUUAAAUUGGCAUAUGAAUUGUUAUCUCAUUUUAGAUAUCGUCUAACAGACAGACUUAACGGAAAACAUUUCCACAAACUAAUUUGUAUUCAAAGUUAAAUUAAAAAAUGUUUCUGGUAUAUGGCAUUCUAGGUAGUCAUGUUGAACAUGGUUUAGAUAAUUACAAGCAUAAUCAGUCAUCCUUAACCCAAUUAUAAUUAUGAGCAAAAACUCAAUUAUUUAUAUGAUAAGUGGGCCAAGGAGAGAGUCACAAAGUGGGUUAUACUCGUGGAUUUGUGAACCACGCUGCAGCAGGGCUACCCACAAUGCAAAGUGCCAGCAACAUUUUAUCAUUGGCCCGUUUCAAAAACGUGAGAACGAUGAGAUGCAGGAGCUUGCGGGAGUCGUACAGCUUGAAACCUUCAGCUUGAAACCUUGAUCAUCGCUGAUGUAUUACAAUUCGGUGGAUGAUGAUGACCUGUUGGAUAGUCAGUUCUGCGGCUUGCCGUGCUGUUAACUCUGUUUUGUCGGGAAUUAUGCCAUAUCCUUUUCAUUCUCCUGUGAAAGGAACAAUCGCCGAAACAGGCAUGGCUGUUUUGGAGCAGGCCAUGUGGUGGGUGCCUUGAUAUCGGCAACGUUUAGAAAGGCGCAGUGCUUGGGUAGAGAACUGAAGGUGCCUUUCUGAAUCGGUUUUUGUGUUGGGGUGGCAGCAACUCAACACGCUGCUGCUGCUGCUGCUGCGACCCUCACCAGAACAAGCGGAUUGAGGAACGAAGUUUGGCUCCUCCAACGUUGCAUUUUCUUCCAGUGCCGGGUUUUUAUCGCGAUGAAUUUAACCGUGAACUUUUGGGAAAGUAACAAUGUGUCCUUGUUGAUGGUGAAUUCCGGAUGAAAUCACGCAAUUACCUUUAGUGGAGUGUAUGUAGCUUAAUUGUAUUACGUCUUUAACAUUUCUCGUUAAAUGCAUUGCAGCAUUAUUUUUGGUGUUUCAGUAUUGAAGGGAAUGACUCCAAAUCGGUUUAGAGAUGUUUU
Molecule: messenger RNA, 6567 nt
Organism: Lethenteron reissneri (Far Eastern brook lamprey)
Lineage: Eukaryota; Metazoa; Chordata; Hyperoartia; Petromyzontiformes; Petromyzontidae
Gene: CCNF
Product: cyclin F
Molecular function (GO): protein binding
Source: RefSeq, a predicted model, not a curated record